GCAGCCGUCGUCAUGGAAACAGAGGAGCAGGCCAGGAACCGUUUCCAGUCCGAGCUGGAGUUCAUCCAGUGUUUGGCCAACCCAAACUACCUCAACUUUUUAGCUCAGAGAGGAUUCCUGAGAGAGAAACCCUUCAUUAACUACCUGAAGUACCUGCUGUACUGGAAGGAGCCGGAGUACGCCAAGUUCCUCAAGUACCCCCACUGCCUGCACAUGCUGGAGCUGCUGCAGUACGAGCACUUCAGGAAGGAGCUGGUCAACGCUCAGUGCACCAAGUUCAUAGACGAGCAGCAGCUGCUGCACUGGCAGCACUACUCCCGCAAACGCACCCGGCUGCAGCAGGCGCUGGCGGAGCAGCAGCCGCCGCAGCAGCAGCCGCCGCAGCACGGCAACGCUGCCACCAAGUAGCAGCAGCCGCCGCCGCCGCAGCACGGCAACGCCAAACGUGGAUUCUGGUGGGAGGCGUUUUGGAUAAUCAAAGGGUGGAUUAUAGACUGACUGAUCCUGGAAUUAUAGGCCGAUGUUGAUACAUUUUUGAUGAGGAGUCCUUAGGUGGGACCUGACU
Molecule: messenger RNA, 565 nt
Organism: Sander lucioperca (pikeperch)
Lineage: Eukaryota; Metazoa; Chordata; Actinopteri; Perciformes; Percidae
Gene: med31
Product: mediator complex subunit 31
Exons: 4
Coding region: 13-408 (131 amino acids)
Biological process (GO): regulation of transcription by RNA polymerase II
Cellular component (GO): core mediator complex; mediator complex
Molecular function (GO): transcription coregulator activity
Source: RefSeq, a predicted model, not a curated record